GCCCGGGGGUAAAAGGUCGGUGCUAGUUGGUGGCUUUCCAGAUGUAUCAUGCCUGGGCAGAAACUGGAUUUCAAACCUCUCAUUUCAAAGAACUUUAAAAGAGACACUGAAUCUGGCCRCUGCAGACCGAGCAGGUCUGGCCAAAUUGGCGAGUGUGCUGACCAGCCAUGCCCACCGUGGACGAUGUCUUAGAGCAGGUUGGGGAAUUUGGCUGGUACCAGAAGCGAGUCUUCCUCACGCUAUGCUUCACCUCGGCGGCCUUAGCCCCCAUCUACCUGGGCAUCGUCUUCUUGGGCUUCAGCCCCCCCCACCACUGCCGGAGCCCCGGGGUGUCUGAGCUGAGCCAGCGAUGCGGCUGGAGCCCAGCGGAGGAGCUAAACUAUACCGUGCCCGGCCUGGGGGCUGCGGACGAGGCCUUCCUCCGCCAGUGCAUGCAGUAUGAGGUGGACUGGAACCAGAGCACCCUCGGCUGCGUGGACCCCCUGGCCAGCCUGGCUGUCAACAGGAGCCACCUGCCACUUGUCCCCUGUCAGCAUGGCUGGGUGUACGACACUCCUGGCUCCUCCAUCGUCACUGAGUUUGACCUGGUGUGUGCUGACGCCUGGAAGGUGGACCUCUUUCAGUCCUGCGUGAACCUGGGCUUCUUCCUCGGGUCCCUGGGCGUCGGCUAUAUCGCAGACAGGUUUGGCCGUAAGCUGUGUCUCCUGGCGACCUCGCUGGUCAUGGCCCUGUCCGGUGUGCUGACGGCCGUGUCCCCAGACUACACGUCCACGCUGCUCUUCCGCCUGCUGCAGGGGACGGUCAGCAAAGGCACCUGGAUGUCUGGCUACACCCUGAUCACAGAGUGUGUCGGCUCAGGCUACAGAAUGACAGUGGCGAUCCUGUACCAGGUGGCCUUCACCGUGGGGCUGUUGGGGCUCUCUUGGCUGGCCUACGCCAUUCCCCACUGGCGCUGGCUCCAGCUGGCCGUGUCCCUGCCCACCUUCUUCUUCCUGCUCUACUACUGGUGUGUGCCGGAGUCACCCCGAUGGCUGCUGUCACAGAAGAGAAACACUCAAGCAAUAAAGAUAAUGAGCCACAUCGCCCGGAAGAAUGGGAAGUCGCCUCCUGCUGACCUACAGAUGCUCUCUGUGGAAGAGGAYGACACCGACAAGCAGAGCCCUUCCAUUAUAGACCUGUUCCGCACACCCAACCUGAGGAAGCACACCUGCAUCCUGAUGUACAUAUGGUUCUCCUGCGCUGUGGUCUACCAGGGCCUGAUCAUGCACAUGGGGGCCACCAGCAAGAACAUCUACCUAGACUUCUUCUUCUCCGCUCUGGUUGAACUCCCUGCGGCUUUCAUCAUCCUGGUCACCAUUGACCGUGCUGGCCGCAUCUACCCAUUAGCCUUGUCCAGUCUGGUGGCCGGGGCAGCCUGCUUGGUCAUGCUGUUUAUCUCACAAGACCAGCACUGGCUGAAUAUCGCGGUGGCUUGCCUGGGCCGAAUGGGGGUCACCAUUGUGCUGCAGAUGAUCUGUCUGGUCAACAUGGAGCUGUACCCCACCUUCGUCAGGAACCUGGGGGUGAUGUUGUGCUCCGCCCUGUGUGACGUGGGUGGGAUCUUCACCCCCUUCAUGGUCUUCAGGCUGAUGGAGAUCUGGCAAGCCCUGCCCCUUGUUCUGUUUGGGGUGUUGGGCCUGUCGGCUGGAGGCAUGACGCUGCUUCUUCCCGAGACCAAGGGCGUUGCUCUGCCUGAGACCAUCCAAGAUGCCGAGAACCUCCAGAGGAAAGCGAAGGCCAAAGAAAACACCAUCUACCUUCAGGUCCAAGCGUCGGGACUCAAGGGCACCUGAGAGGGAGCUGGCUCUGAGAAGAAAAGGCAGAUGUGCCUCAAAGGUCUYGACUUCUCUGUAUUUCCCCUCAGACUUGCUGCCCCCAAAUUAAUAUCAAUCCUAUAGAAUGGUCCGAGUGGGCUCUGCCAUACUUUGUCUUGCCUUUUUAACCCUGUGAAGCCCUGGUUGUCUUUUACCUAUCUAUCCAUUUCUAGUGGGAACUGCUGGUUCGGUGGGUAUCAAGCACUUAAUCACCUAAAGUAUUUGAAGAUCCAAGAGAAUUUAA
Messenger RNA from Urocitellus parryii (Arctic ground squirrel), 2097 nucleotides. RefSeq names its product solute carrier family 22 member 1. Lineage: Eukaryota; Metazoa; Chordata; Mammalia; Rodentia; Sciuridae. Gene Ontology annotation, molecular function: transmembrane transporter activity. The record is from RefSeq and is a predicted model, not a curated record. Gene Ontology annotation, biological process: transmembrane transport. Gene Ontology annotation, cellular component: membrane.